CGUCGCAGCGCUCUUUCCGGCGGCGCGCGGCGGAGGCGGGGGGUGCGGGGCCGGCGGCGCCAUGGAAGGCAGCGGCUCCUCCAAGGGCCCGGGGCUCGGCGGGCUGUUCGGCGGCGGCGGCGGAGCGGGGUACUCCAAUGCAGACCUGGCCGGGGUGCCCCUAACUGGAAUGAGUCCUUUAUCCCCGUAUUUAAACUUGGACCCCAGGUAUCUCGUACAGGAUACAGAUGAGUUUAUCUUGCCCACGGGAGCCAACAAAACUCGAGGCAGAUUUGAGCUGGCAUUUUUUACCAUUGGAGGAUGCUGUAUGACAGGGGCAGCAUUCGGCGCACUGAAUGGUUUACGACUUGGCUUGAAGGAGACACAGAAUAUGGCAUGGUCAAAACCUAGAAAUGUACAAAUUCUAAAUAUGGUGACAAGGCAAGGAGCAUUGUGGGCAAACACUCUGGGAUCUCUGGCUCUACUUUACAGUGCGUUUGGAGUUGUCAUUGAAAAAACACGAGGUGCAGAAGAUGACCUGAACACCAUAGCUGCUGGAACCUUGACAGGAAUGCUGUACAAAAGCACUGCUGGAAUGCGUGGGAUAGCACGAGGAGGUGUUGUGGGGCUGACGCUUACUGGGCUCUACGCUCUCUAUAACAACUGGGAGCAUCUGAAGGGCUCCGUUGCCCGGCAGUCCCUCUGAGCAGGGCAGCCAGCGCUGGACAAGGACAUGCUUGCACAGUCACCAAUCAAACCAGCUGUGAGAUCUGUCUGGUGUCCCUUCUUAUUUUAUUUCCAAUUAGUGGGAAACUGAAAGAAGCUGCUGGGAGGAACCUCUUGAUGCCAUGUAGCUGGACUGGCUCUUUUCUUUCUGCCAGCCAGUUGCUGGAGGCAGUGAUUUUUUUGUUGGACCUGCAAGUGAGCAGUGGCCACCAAGCUAGAAUCUCCCUACACGCUCACCACUAGCCCUGGGCCAGAGCUACGAGGCGUGCUCGAGUCCCAUAGCUGUACCUGCUGCACUACCAGGUUUGUUUGGUUGCGUGUACUAGAGCGGUCAUGCUGGGUAAUAAAGUCUGUGUCCAUAUUCCCUGCACUCUUUCACCUCGCCUCACCCAGCCAGCGCCCGGGCAGCGGGCGCCUUCAGUAGCAGCCAGCACAGGGCAGGGCUCGUUACUCUGACAGCACGGGGCAGGCUGUAUUGAGGGGCAUCAUCAUUAAUAAAGAGGGUGGCACUUAACGCAAUACCUUCUCUAUGUUUUACUGUUCCUACUCCUGAUAAGACAAAAGUGCGCUGCAUCCAGCAACUCUUUAUUUACUGUUCUUCUUUGAAGGACUGAUGUGAUAAAAUCCUGGUGAAGUCGGGGUGAGGAGAAGUGAACAAGCAGGCCGAUUGUCUCCUGUUGUGGGGUGACAGCAAGGCGUACCAGGGCGCAACUCCCUCCCUUACUUCCUUACCAGUAAGGAACUGGUUGUUUCUGGGCAAGGUACAUUUGCUGUUGCAGAGCAGCUGCCAUUGGAUUAUUGAAACACUGGGGUGCUCCAGGAUCUCAGACCUUGUUUAGCCAACAGUUAGAAACCAAGCAGUGUAAACACUCCUCUCAUUGCCUGUUAAAGACGUUUUAAUUGGCGAUAAGCUUUGUCCCCCAAGUAAUAUUUGUAGGUUACUGACAGAGUGAAGACGGGAUGAACCUACACCACUUCCAGUGUUAAAAUUGAACCGCUUCCCAAGCAUUGCUGGCAGGUAAAUUAAACAGUAAGUUAUUAAUUAGUUCUACAAUUAGAGCUAACCUAGAGCUAACCCGAUAUCUUCAGUUUCUAAAUAAUUAAACAAGUCUGAGUGUGAAGGCAGGGCAAGGCUAAAACAAUAAAGUUCCUACUCAGUAGAUAACUUAAUGCAGAACAGGAGCUAACUUUGAGGUCUCUCUGCUGAAAUAGCUCUUGAUAACUGGCAUCACACCCAACAAAAUAACAACAGAAGUAUAGUAGAAAGAAAGCAGUAGCACUUACCUUCCUCUAAAAAGCAGCAGCUCUUCUAAGAAGCCUCUUAAGGAUAAGGCAACCCCUAAGACCAGCUUUUUAUAGAGCAAGUCCUCCAGCUAACGAGCCUUCACAGCUGAACUCAAUUGGCUUGCUUGGCUACCAGGGCAAAAUGGAUGCUUUAUACCAGCACUCAACAAGAGUGAGCAUAAAGGGAAAGAACUGGGCCUUUUUCACCUUUGUGAAUGCUGUUUCUUAUUAAGCCUGAUAUUCCACUGUCUUUUAGCAGGCUGCAUGUUACUGUUGUGCUGCUAGAGCUAGACCUAGCGGGCCUUUUUUGAGGGCUCUACCACCAAAGAAAGGUGCCAUGGGCUCUAGCUGCACAGCACUAUCAUGUGGGACAUAAGGAAAACGCAUGCACUUUUCCUGAGCUCUUUCUCUCCAGUGGCAUCAGUGAGUUCCUUUCCACCCUGUGUUUCUUGGUCACUGUUAGUCGGACUGAAACGACUCCUGCAUGCUUGGCAAUGCUGGAUGAGGGAUCGAUAGCUGCCUUGGGGGCUCAGUGCUUUUUAAGCACAAGGAACUUUGCAGUGUAUAUUAUAAGUUUUCUAGAGACUUUUUCAGGACUUGAACUAUGACCUCAGAGCUCUGCCCGUCAUUGAAGUGGAACAGCUGUGAAGGAAGCAGGGCAGGAACAAGCUUUUCUAAGCUCAAAGUUGCCACAACUUUCAGGCGAGGCUGCCUCUUGAGGCAACUCGGCACAUUAUCUGGUGUGCAGUGACCUCAAGUUUCAUGGAAUUGCUUGCUUCAGGGGCAGAGCUGAGUGUAUAUUUCUAAAAUAGCUUUGUCUCUAGGGCUAUUAAAUGCUUUAGUUCAUAACCCAGUUGUAUGUGGAGCCAUCCGUAGCUUGAGCUGUGAAACAGCCAGCACACAGGCAGCAGUGAGGGGGGCGAAAGGGUUCUUAAGUACAUCUUCACAAUGUUCUGUGUCAAGACUUAUGUGUUCACAGUUUCACAGUGAAUGAUCAGUAUAAAGGUGUUACUUAAAGCACCCACAGUGUAUGAGUUCAACAGGAAUAAAAGGAAGUGAAAGCAAGUUACAAGCAGGAUUUGGCAGGCGAGUUCUAGCCCUACCUUGUGCUGUUGCACAACUGGGAGCAUGGGAGAGCUUGGCCAUGCUGAAGAACAGUGUUUUCUCCUCUGGCAGUGCCACUCAUGUCGUUGUGCUGGUGCGCUUGAGGCAGGUUCUGCGCUGUGGCAGCAAGUGAGGGAGUCGCACAACGGGUAUAGUGAAAGCUUUUUGGAUCUCAUAGAGCAGCUUUUGUGUAGUUGUUGGAAAAGAGGCAGGCAAACCGCUUACACCCUUCCCUGCCAGCAGGGAACUUCUCUGACAGCUGGGGGAAUUUGCUGAAAAAUCACUGGUCACGUGGAAGGAAUCUCCACCUUCCCCCUUGAAGCAGAAGCUGAAAUGUAUUUUAGGGUAGAAAAAUGAUCCAGUGUUCACAGCCCAUGUUUCCCCUGAUCUAAUCCAGGACUGAAAAAGGACUGGAGGAAAUCCUGGUUUGUGCAUUAAUGGAAGGUUCCCCCUGUGCUUAUACAUUCUAGGUAGGAAAAGUGCUGUGCUAGGAGCUUUGUGACUCCUGUCCUGUGCUGGUGCCUGCCGGGCGCUGCAGGAGCACCAAAGGGAACCACUGCCCUUUUUGGUACUUUCACAGCAUCCGUGUGUUCCCCGCUGGCGUCUCUGCUGUGCGAUCGGCUGCCUGCCCUGCACCACAGCCGGCUGGAGCCCAAGGCAGCCCAGGAGCCCUGCAAACAGGUUCUCGUGAGGGAAGGAUGCGGCUGCUGCCACUCAUGCCCUCUUGUCCUUUGCUUAAAAAGGCUCCACAGCAGUGCUGGCUAUUGUGACAGAUUUCCCCGGGGCUCCAUGCAUGGCUGAUAAAGGAAAUGGCAAUUUGCUUUGCUCACCUACGCUGUGCCACAGCCUGUGCUGCUGCCAUCAGAAGCUGCCGAGCACUGCCUUUCCCUCUUCACUGAGGUCUGGGGCACCCGUCCUCACUGCCCACAGAAGCUCUCAGACAGGGAUGCAUUAGGCGCGCUCCCAGCUUGCUGAGAGUCCCCUGCCUGAGAGGAGCCGAGAAGCUCUGUCCUUGCACCAAGACGAUCGUGGUGUAAUCACAAAGCAUUGUGGUUACUUUGCACAGAAGUAUGUUUGCAGGAUUCGUUACAGAAACUCAGCUAAGGCAGAAGGGGGAGGUAACCACUCCAACUCCACAGGGAGGGAGAGAGGUGGAAUUAAUCCUUCCUCCGUACAAGGCACCAAUCUGAUAAUCUUGGAUUGUUCAAACAAAGGUCUCCCAGUGUUUGAGAAGCCACCAAUGGCAUUUUCAGCUCCUGCUGUUCUGUCCUCCUUGUCUUUGGAAGACUAUAGGUAUUUUGUUCCCCGUCUUUGAAAGCUAAACAUUCAUGAUGCGUGUCCACAAAUUCACCACGUGGCUGCAUCCAACAACGCGCCUCCACUCCACUUAGAAUAGCUGUGUGCGUGCACCCCCCAUGAAAGAGGUGGUGUGGGUGAGAGGCUGCCAGGCCCAGCUCCAUGCUGACCCCUGAGAAAGUCCUCUUAAUGGUACAACGCAGCCUGGAGGUUAAAGGAAUGGAAAAGCCUCCAAGGAGGAAAAAACCAUGCAGACUCUGAUGUUCAAACAGCAGAAAAGCCAGAGAAGAGCAAACUUCCACUUGUGUAGCCAGACCAAAGACGUUCUACAGCCAUGGGAGGACUGAAAGCUCCCAAAAUCCAGAAAUCCCCCUUAAGUACACAACAGCAAGAAGAAACAAACACCACUUUGUCUCAAUCUGUAUUUCCUCCAGCAGCGGCACCGGCCAUCCCAGCCCUGUGUUCAGGGGCUGGUGGUGCUGGGCAGAACAAAGUUGUCCGUUCGGUGUGUUCUGGCGCCAGGGUUUCCUGGCUUUGCCAGCUCCACACGCUGCAGGGAGUGGUGAAACACAGAACUACAGCACAGGAAUCCACUAGAGGGAUGGAAGCACAGCUUCAUCGGCAUCCAGACAAGUGAACGCCAGGCAACAUAGCCCAGCAUUGUUAACCGCCUUGCAAAGAAGACACAACACACCCUUUGGUUGCAAUUAUUUUUUAAUGGAAAAGACUAAUCGAUGUUGUACAUAAAUAUGAAUUAGUGAUGAGUCAGUUGAGUGAGGGAAGAAAUACAUGGCCCAGGUCUUAAAGGCGCGUAAUAAACUGACAAAGUAGCACACAAUGACAGCUACAGGGAAGUGUAAGAGGUGGGCUGCACGUCAGUAGUCUUCAUUAGGUUCAACUGCUAAUCAAUUAGGCUGUUACCGGAGCUGGUCACAGUUGCAGUUUUCCCAGGCAGCAACACAGACUCGGGCAAAGGGCAUGUGGACUCCAAAACCAUGUUCCUGCUUCCAGCAGAAAGCCCCAGCCAUGACUGUAUGGAAGUCUCAAGCUGCCUGCUGAUGGGAAGCCCCGAGAGGUCUGACUUCACAUAUGCAGCGUCCUGUGCUCAGACUGAAAACUACCUUUUAACGAAAGGCACAGGUUCUACCGGCUGGGAACCUGUUGACACUGCAGGGAUACUGAGGUUGGGUCUGGCUAAUAUUUUUUUUUUACAGUGUUUUGAAGAACUGAAGUCACUUUUAUUCCCAGACAGGCUUUGGGGAUGAGGGGAGGCUAUUCUUAUAGAAUAAGAGCAAUUUAAGUGAGUAGAAGCUGCACCAGAAACCACAUUAACUUCACAGUUUUUCAUGCAAGCUGACAGGUAUGAUUCACAUUUCCAUCUCGCAUCUCCACCCUCCUUCCCACAGGCUCAAAAUGGUAAAGACUUAUCACUCCUGUUCCCUCCACCGCUACAGAAAGCAGUUACUCAACCCCACCUUCAUAUGCAGAACACGAGAAUCCACAGCUUAUAUAUCUUUAAAAUGGAUCAGUGGAAGCCACAGUUUGCUGAAUUAGCGUUUCCCAAUUAAACAGCACAACAUUGAUGUGACGAAAUAUUACCUUUAAAUAUUAUGUGGCUACUGGUGGUUUAGUCAGCAGAAAUUCAUUUUGAAUUGUCUAAAACUAGCAGAAACACAGUUUAUCUCACAGCUUUUUCCAUGAAAUCCAAAGUCACUAAAUGCUGCGGACAUUGCAGGUGCUGAUCUACUGACACAGGUGAAUUAACACCCUGCCCUGUUCUCAGAAUGGCUAAAAAAUCAGAAAGUUUUCAUUCAAAGCUCAGUUCCCAGUCUCCUGCCAUGUGUCCACUCCCAUAAAUGCAUGCCUUUUUCCAAACCCAGACAUCCACACACUCAGCCAGGAGGCGCACCAAUACAGGACACAAAUGAAACCUUCGAAGUUAGCAACUGCUCAAUAAAAGAAACUGCUUCCCGAGACAGCCUAAGUGAUGUUGCAAUCCCAGCUGGAACCCAACCCAUGACAAAGCUGUAGCAGCUGAAAGAAAUGGCAGUGCUUCAAAAGUCACUGCCAAAGGUGGAUAUUUCACAGCACCGGGGAAAUUUUGCUUUGUACUUGCACUGGCUUCGACGUACUUGAAGUGACAACCCAUUAAAGAAGAUUCAUGUAGACCCAUAACAGACAGGAAUUUACUAACACCUCUCUAGUAUCAGAUUGCUUAUGCUCAGUGGGCUUACAUUUGAGGAUUAAUCAUAACAAAAAGAAAUCUUCAGCACCUCAACUCUGUUACACGAGUAAUCUUUCUGUUUGUUAUAAUUUUAGAAGAAAAAGCAGAUGGCCAAACACAAACACAAGGAUUCAGCUGGCUGCAGUCACUCAGCGUGGUGUGCGAUUGAUCAGCAGGAAGGGGAUGAGUUCAACACUUCCACUUCUUCACAUCUAAACAAAUUUAAAUACGGUUAUACUCUCUGAUAAACAGAAAGCAACAUUUUUUGG
Cuculus canorus (common cuckoo) is the source of this 6882-nucleotide messenger RNA. RefSeq names its product mitochondrial import inner membrane translocase subunit Tim23. Gene Ontology annotation, biological process: protein import into mitochondrial matrix. The transcript has 7 exons. The record is from RefSeq and is a predicted model, not a curated record. Gene Ontology annotation, cellular component: TIM23 mitochondrial import inner membrane translocase complex; mitochondrial inner membrane. The coding region runs from base 62 to 685 and encodes 207 amino acids. NCBI's taxonomy places the organism in Eukaryota, Metazoa, Chordata, Aves, Cuculiformes, Cuculidae. Gene Ontology annotation, molecular function: transmembrane protein transporter activity.